AUGGUAGCGGUCUUGCAUCUGCUUCGAAGAUAUCUGGGCGAAUAUGUCCAUGGGCUGUCGGUGGAGGCUUUGAGAAUAAGUGUCUGGAAAGGCGAUGUUGUCCUUAAAGAUUUGAAUUUGAAGGCUGAGGCACUAAAUUUGCUAAAACUUCCAAUCACUGCCAAAGCUGGUUUUGUUGGUACUAUUACAUUAAAGGUCCCCUGGAAAAGUUUAGGAAAAGAACCAGUGCUUGUUCUCAUCGACCGUGUCUUCAUUCUUGCUCAGCCUGCUCCUGAUGGUCGGACUCUCAAGGAGGAGGACCGGAGAAAACUUUUUGAAAUUAAACUUCAACAGAUUGAGGAAGCAGAAUCUGCAACUCUUGAAGCAACUAGGUCAAAGCUUGGAAGUCCUCCUCCAGGAAAUUCAUGGCUGGGUUCUCUGAUUGGCACUAUUAUUGGAAAUCUUAAGAUUUCAAUCAGUAAUGUACAUAUCAGAUACGAGGAUUCAGUCAGUAAUCCGGGGCAUCCAUUUUCUUGUGGUGUUACCCUAGCUAAGCUGGCAGCUGUCACAACAGAUGAGCAGGGCAAUGAAACAUUUGAUACUAGUGGUGCUUUGGAUCGGUUGCGGAAGGGCGUUGGUAAUCUUGUGAAUUCUCUUCUUUCCCUUCAAGUAACCAAACAAGGGAAAGACGGGAAAAUCCAGCUCCUUCCCCUUAAAUCAAGUGUACUAUUAGUUGAGUUUAGUUGUAUGUCAUUGCAGCUUGAGAGGCUCGCUGUGUAUCAUGAUUCUGAUAACCUCCCUUGGAAGAUACACAAAAAGUGGGAAGAUUUAAGUCCUGAGGAAUGGAUUGAGAUAUUUGAAGAUGGCAUAAAUGAACCCUCUACUGAUCGCGGAAUGGUGUCUAAAUGGGCUACGAAUCGUAACUACUUGGUGUCACCAAUUAAUGCAGCCCUUAAAUAUCAUCGUCUUGGAAAACAAGAAAGAGGUGAUCCAGAGAUUCCAUUUGAGAAGGCUUCUCUUGUCCUAAGUGAUGUCUCAUUAACAAUUACAGAGUCAUCAAAUGUUAGCACCUCAGAACUUAGAGAAAUGGAGAUUGAUCUUGAUUCUAAAGUUAUUCUUCUGUGGAGGUUACUUGCACAUGCCAAGGCUGAAUCAGUAAAAACAAAGGAAGCUGCUGAACAGAAGAGGCUAAAAAAGAAAAGCUGGUUUUCAUUUGGAUGGCGCACGGAUUCUGAAGAUGUCUUCGAUGGGGAUGCUUCUGAGGCAUCCCAGUUGACAAAAGAAAAGCUGACUCAAGAAGAAUGGCAUGCAAUUAAUAACUUGCUCAGUUACCAGUCUGAUGAAGAGUUAAUGCCGCAUUUGGGAAAGGAUAUGCUGAAUAUGAUUCAGUUUUUAGUGACGGUAUCUGUUAAGCAGGCUGCUGCUAGGAUAAUUGACAUAAAUCAGACUGAGAUUGUCUGUGGUAGAUUUGAGCAGCUUCAAGUUUCAACGAAAUUCAAAAAUCGCAGUACCCACUGUGAUGUGUCCUUAAAAUUUUAUGGUUUAUCUUCACCUGAAGGAUCUCUUGCACAGAGUGUAUCUAGUGAACAGAAGGUGAAUGCAUUAUCUGCCAGUUUUGUACAUUCUCCAGUUGGGGAGAAUGUUGACUGGAAAUUGUCAGCCACAAUUUCACCUUGCCAUGUUACGGUUUUAAUGGAAAGUUUUGAUCACUUUUUUGAGUUUGUGAGGAGAAGCAAUGCAGUUAGCCCUACUGUUGCAUUAGAAACUGCAAAUGUUUUGCAGAUGAAGCUUGAGAAAGUGACUCGAAGAGCACAAGAACAAUUUCAAAUGGUAUUAGAGGAACAAAGCAGGGUGAAAAAUGUUGAAGAGUCAGCAGAUGUGUGUAGAACAGUUGUAAGCAGUAGAAGUGGAUACAUUAGUUUAUAUACAUUGGUGACAAGAUUUGCCCUUGAUAUUGAUCUGGAUGCUCCAAAAGUCACAGUUCCUAUGAGGGCAGAAAGAAAGUCUGAUGAAAAGAGGCAGAGUAUAUAUUCUCGUUUCUACAUAUCUGGCAGAGAUAUUGCUGCUUUCUUUAUGGAUUGUGAUUCUUACUGCCAUAACUCCACAGUGGUUAUGCCAAAUCAUAAUAGCCAGUCAUCGACAUCUCAGAUACCAGAAAAAGUUGACAAUUACUAUUCUCUAAUUGAUAGGUGUGGAAUGGCUGUAAUUGUUGACCAGAUCAAAGUACACCACCCAAGUUAUCCUUCGACACGGAUUUCUGUUCAAGUACCGAAUCUUGGCAUACACUUUUCACCAGCAAGAUAUUCUAGACUUCUGGAAUUGGUGAACAUAUUGUACAACACAGUUGACAACUAUGGUCAGUCGACAGUUGAUAAUUUUCAAACCCAGAUAUCUCCUUGGAGUUCUGCAGAUCUUGCUACGGAUGCUAGAAUCCUUGUUUGGAGGGGAAUUGGCAAUUCGGUGGCUCAUUGGCAACCUUGUUUUCUUGUGUUAUCUAGACUAUAUCUUUAUGUUAUGGAAUCGCAAAAGUCCCAAAGCUACCAGCGUUACAUGAGCAUGGCUGGUCGACAGAUAAAUGAGGUUCCUCCGUCAAGUGUUGGUGGUUCACAAUUCUGUGUUGCUGUGAGUUUCAGGGGAAUGGACAUUCAGCAAGCACUGGAAUCUUCUAGUACCUGGGUUUUAGAGUUUCGGGAUGACGAGGAGAAAGCCUGUUGGUUGAAGGGGCUUAUACAGGCUACCUAUCAAGCUUCUGCUCCUCCAUCGCUGGAUGUACUUGGAGGAACAAGUGAUAUUGCAUCUGAGUUUGGAGAACCUGAAACACCAACUUUGAGAACAGCUGACCUUGUCAUCAAUGGGGCACUGGUGGAGGCCAAGUUAUUAAUAUAUGGAAAGACUGGAGAUGAAGUUGAUGGGAAGCAUGGUGAGACUCUUAUCAUUGAGGUUCUUGCUGGUGGGGGAAAGGUGCACAUGAUUCGUGCAGAGAGUGACCUUACAGUAAAGAUGAAGCUGCACUCCUUGAAAAUUAAAGAUGAGCUUGAGAGCCGUCUCUUUGCUAACCCAAGAUAUUUAGCCUGCUCAGUGCUGAAGAAUGAUAAGCUUCUUGCAUCCUCUCAAGGGAUGGGGAUGCCUAUAGCACCUCAUGAUGAGGAAGAUGCUUUCAAGGAUGCUUUGCCUGAUUUUUUGUUUCUAGCAGAUGGUGGCAUUUAUUCACCAAAAAUGGACGUGUCUCAUUCUGGAAUUAUGGGAGAUGCUAGUGACUCAACAGAAUUCGAGUCUCCUGAAUCCUUUAUUCUCGAGCAAGGUCUGUUACAAGGAAAAAACAUUUCUGAUGAUAUAUUUUAUGAGGCACAGGACAGUGACAGUUUUGAUUUUGUAUCUGUUAUUUUUUCAACGAGGAGUUCUUCCUCACCUGAUUAUGAUGGUAUAGAUACACAGAUGAGCAUUCGUAUGUCCAAACUAGAGUUCUUCUGCAACAGACCUGCUCUUGUUGCUCUAAUUGGUUUCGGUUUUGACAUAAGUAACGUGAAUUCUUCUGAGAGUGGCACUGACAUGACUGAAAUCUCAGAUGAUAAGUCUUCCUUGAAAGAAAUGACUGAAGACACAGGGCGUGUUAAAGGGCUGCUGGGUGUCACUGUGUUUCUCAACAAGGAGGAUGAUUCUCAGCUCGCUAUGCUUGUGCAGGAAAGUUUCCUGCUGGAUCUGAGGGUCCAUCCUAGUUCUCUUUCUAUUGAAGGCACAUUAGGAAAUUUCAGGCUCUGUGAUAUGUCACCAGAAACUAAUCACUGUUGGAGUUGGGUUUGUGAUAUUCGUAAUCCAGGGCUUGAGUCCCUUAUCAAGUUCAAUUUUAGUUCCUAUAGUGCUGAAGAUGAUGAUUAUGAAGGAUAUGAUUACAAGUUGAGUGGCCGACUCUCUGCUGUACGCAUUAUUUUCCUCUAUAGGUUUGUCCAGGAGAUAACUGCAUACUUUAUGGAACUUGCUACCCCAAACACUGAAGAAGCAAUAAAGCUUGUUGAUAAAGUAGGAGGCUUUGAGUGGUUAAUUCAGAAGUAUGAGAUUGAUGGCGCCACUGCAUUAAAGUUGGAUCUCUCUCUUGACACUCCUAUUAUCAUUGUUCCCAGGAAUUCCACCAGCAAAGAUUUCAUUCAACUUGAUCUCGGCCAGUUACAGGUAACAAAUGAAUUUAGUUGGCAUGGAUUCCCAGAGAAAGAUCCUUCAGCUGUCCACAUGGAUGUUCUUCAUGCUGAGGGAAUCAACAUGUCUGUAGGAGUUGACGCUUGUUUAGGUAAGCCUAUGAUACAAGAAGGCCAAGGACUGGAUAUCUACGUGCGCCGUAGUUUGCGGGAUGUUUUUAGAAAAGUCCCAACAUUAUCUCUUGAAGUUAAGGUGGAUUUCCUUUGUGGAGUCAUGUCUGAUAAAGAAUACAGCAUAAUUGUCGAUUGUACAUACAUGAAUUUACUUGAAGAGCCAAGGCUUCCUCCAAGUUUUCGUGGCUGCAAAUCUGACUCUAAAGAUGCAAUGCGGUUGCUGGCAGAUAAGGUCAAUGCUAAUAGUGGAAUCCUCCUCUCACAAACUGUUACCAUAGUGGCAGUUGAAGUUAAUUAUGCACUGCUGGAGUUGUGUAAUGGUGUUCACGAGUCACCUUUAGCACAUCUUGAGCUAGAAGGUCUUUGGGUAUCAUACAGGACGACUUCAUUGUCUGAAACAGAUCUUUAUGUAACUAUUCCAAAAUUUUCUAUCUUGGACAUUCGGCCUGGUACAAAACCUGAAAUGCGCCUGAUGCUUGGAUCAUCAACUGAUGCUUCCAAACUAGUUUCUGGUGGAAACAUCCCAUACUCUGUGAAUAGGAGCGGGUUUAGGAAAAUGAACUCUGAAUCUGGCCUUGAGGUUGAUGCACCAAAUUCAACAAUGUUCCUAAUGGACUAUAGACGGAGACCUUCCUCCCAAUCAUUUGUGGUUCGCAUCCAGCAGCCACGUGUCCUUGUUGUACCAGACUUCCUUCUAGCUGUGGGUGAGUAUUUUGUGCCAGCAUUGGGAACCAUAACUGGAAGGGAGGAAUCAAUGGAUCCUAAGAAGGAUCCUAUUACUAGAAGCAAUAGCAUAGUGCUUUCUGAAUCUGUUUACAAACAGAGUGAGGAUGUGGUUCACUUAUCUCCAAUGAGACAGCUAGUAGCAGAUGCCAAGGCAGUUGAUGAAUAUGUAUAUGAUGGUUGUGGAAAGAUUAUCUGUUUAAGUGAAGAAACAAAUACAAAGGAAUUCCAUUCAGGGAGGUCUCGACCGAUCAUAAUUCUUGGACGUGGUAAGAGGCUGCGGUUUGUCAAUGUUAAAAUUGAGAAUGGUUCCCUUUUGAGGAAGUAUGCAUACUUGAGUAAUGAUAGCAGCUAUUCGAUCUCUGUAGAAGAUGGUGUUGACAUUUCGUUGCUAGACAAUUUGCCAUCUGAUGAUGACAAGAGGAUUCUGGAUUACAUGCAUGAACAAUCAGAGGUCUUGAAUUCUUCCUAUUCUGAUAAUGAUUCAAAUAUGAUGCAGAGUUUCACUUUUGAAGCCCAGGUUGUUUCUCCGGAGUUCACUUUCUAUGAUGGUACAAAAUCUUCACUGGAUGAUUCUUCAUAUGGUGAAAAGCUUCUGAGAGCAAAAAUGGAUUUGAGCUUCAUGUAUGCGUCCAAAGAAAAUGAUACCUGGAUUCGAGCCCUUGUGAAGGAUCUGACAGUUGAGGCUGGUUCUGGUCUGAUGAUUCUUGAUCCAGUGGAUGUUUCAGGAGGAUAUACCUCUGUUAAAGAGAAAACGAACAUGUCUCUGAUAUCAACAGAUAUAUGUGUGCAUCUUUCAUUGAGUGCCAUUUCUCUUUUACUUAACUUGCUGAAUCAAGCUACUACAGCGUUGCAAUUUGGAAAUGCGAUUCCCCUUGCACCUUGCACCAACUUUGACCAAGUUUGGGUCUCCCCUAGAGAAAUUGACCGUUAUGACAACCUUACCUUUUGGAGGCCUCACCCUCCAUCGAAUUAUGUUAUAUUGGGAGAUUGUGUGACAUCAAGGCCAAUUCCUCCUUCACAGGCAGUCAUGGCAGUUAGUGAUGCAUACGGACGCGUGCGAAAACCUGUUGGGUUCAAUUUCAUUGCCUUAUUAUCUGGUAUUCUCGGGUUCGGAGGUGAAAGCCAUUCUGGUUUUGAUGGUGAUUGUUCUCUUUGGGUGCCUGUCGCACCUCCUGGUUAUACAGCAUUGGGCUGUGUAGCACAUGUAGGACGCCAACCGCCACCAACUCACAUUGUUUAUUGCCUACGAACUGAUCUUGUAGCAUCUACAACGUAUUCAGAAUGCAUUUUUAGUGCCCCACCUAAUCCUCAGUCUGCAUCUGGUUUUAGCAUUUGGCGUCUGGACAACGUCAUUGCAUCUUUUUAUGCUCAUUCUUCAACCGAAUACCCUCCUAGAGACAGUAGUUGUGAUCUGAAUCAUCUUCUUCUGUGGAACUCGAUCCGAAAUCAAUCUCCAUCUAAAGAAACUGCAUCAGAUUUGACUGAUGACCGAGACCAUGGGAGUCAAACAAGUAACGAUAGUGCUAAUUCGUAUGGAUGGGACAUUAUUCGAUCAAUUUCAAAAGCAACUAACUGUUAUAUGUCAACUCCUAACUUUGAGAGAAUAUGGUGGGACAAAGGUAGUGAGAUCCGUCGACCUGUCUCAAUAUGGCGACCUAUUGCACGGCCUGGUUAUGCCAUAAUAGGAGAUUGCAUAACUGAAAGCUUAGAGCCACCUGCUUUGGGCAUAAUAUUCAAGGAUGGCAAUCCUGAAAUUUCCUCGAAGCCCGUCCAGUUCACUAAAGUGGCCAAUAUUGUUGGGAAAGGUGUUGAUGAAGUCUUCUUCUGGUUUCCAAUUGCUCCUCCUGGUUAUGCUUCACUAGGGUGCGUUGUCACAAAAACAGAUGAAGCACCACGUAUAGAUUCAUUUUGCUGCCCGAGGUUGGAUCUUGUCAACCAAGCUAAUAUCAUUGAGGUGCCUGUUUCGAGAUCUUCAAGCUCAAAGGCAUCUCAGUGCUGGAGCAUUUGGAAAAUUGAAAAUCAGGCAUGCACUUUUCUUGCCCGUUCGGAUCUUAAAAAACCAUCAAGCCGGUUGGCAUUCACAAUUGCUGAUUCUGUGAAGCCAAAGUCACGGGAAAAUGUAACUGCCGAGAUCAAGCUAGGAUGCUUCUCCAUGACUGUUUUAGACAGCUUAUGUGGAAUGCUUGCAACACAUGGUCGUCUAGAGGCAAUGAAUGCUGUGCUGAUUUCCUCUAUUGCUGCUUCAACCUUCAAUGCUCAAUUAGAAGCAUGGGAGCCACUUGUGGAGCCGUUUGAUGGAAUAUUUAAGUUUGAAACAUAUGAUAACAAUGUACAUCCACCAUCAAGACUUGCAAAGAGAGUACGGGUUGCUGCAACCAGUAUCCUGAACAUAAAUGUCAGUGCAGCCAAUCUUGAAACUUUAAUAGGGACCAUUCUCUCUUGGAGAAAACAGUUAGAACUUGAUCAGAAAGCAGCCAAGCUAAAUGAGGUAGCUGGUGAUCAUCAUAAACAUGAAGAGGACCCAACUUAUUCUGCCUUGGAUGAGGAUGACUUUCAGACUGUAAUAAUUGAAAAUAAACUCGGGUGUGAUCUGUAUCUGAAACAGAUUGCGGACAGUACAGAUACAGGUGACCAACUACACAGUGAUGACUGUGCUUCUGUGUGGAUUCCACCUCCAAGAUUUUCAGACAGAUUAAAGGUUGUGGAUGAAUCUAGGGAAGCACGCAGCUACGUUGUCAUUCGGAUACUUGAAGCCAAGGGUUUGCCCAUUGUUGAUGAUGGUAACAGUCAGAAGUUCUUUUGUGCUCUGCGCCUUGUUGUUGAUAGUCAGGCAACCGAUCAGCAAAAACUUUUUCCUCAGAGUGCAAGGACAAAAUGUGUGAAGCCUUUACUUCCAAAAGCAAGUGAAAUCAGUUGUGCUACUGCAAAGUGGAAUGAACUUUUCAUAUUUGAAAUUCCUCUAAAGCAGGGAGUUGCUAAGUUAGAAGUGGAGGUGACAAAUCUUGCAGCAAAAGCUGGGAAGGAAUUGGACACUUAUGAUGCAGGUGAAGUUGUAGGUGCCCUCUCCCUACCUGUUGGACAAGGUGCAGUCACAUUGAAGAAGGUGGCUUCGGCAAGGAUGCUACAUCAACCACAUGAUUUUCAGAAUAUUGUGUCCUGUCCUUUAAGAAGAAGGGCUCCACAUGACAAUGUUGAAAACAUGCAUGAAAGUGGUUAUCUGUUAGUUUCUACUGCGUAUUUUGAGAGAAAUGUGGCAGCAAACUUUCAGAGAGAUAAAGAAACUGAGGAAUCUCAUAAUAGGGAUGUUGGUUUUUGGGUUCGGGUUAGCCCGGAAGGUGCAUGGGAGAGCAUUCGGUCAUUACUUCCUCUGUCCGUUGUACCCAAAUCAUUACAUAAUGAAUUUCUUGCCAUGGAAGUUGUCAUGAAAAAUGGCAAAAAGCACGCAAUUUUUAGGGGUCUUGCAAUCGCAGUAAAUGAUUCGGAUGUUAAAUUAGAUAUUUCUAUAUGCCAUGUGUCGUUGGUUCAUGGUCGUGAUCCUUCUCUAGGAACAAGUAAAUUAAACAUUGUGAUAGAAGAAAUCUUUGAAAAUCAGCGUUAUCACCCAAUUUCUGGUUGGGGUAACAAGUGGCCUGGUUUUCGAAGUAAUGAUCCAGGGCGAUGGAGCACCAGGGACUUCUCGUAUUCAUCGAAGGAUUUUUUUGAACCUCGCCUGCCUACUGGAUGGCAAUGGACAUCUUCAUGGAUUGUUGACAAAUCUGAACCUGUUGAUGAUGAUGGUUGGACAUAUGGGCCUGACUUCCAUACAUUGAAGUGGCCUCCGGCUUCAAAGUCAUAUAAAUCUGCUCAUAAUGUUGUGCGGCGAAGGCGUUGGAUUCGCAGGAGGCAACAAUUAAUUGGGGAACGAUCACAUAGCUUGAACAGUGAUUUUGUUUCCAUAAAUCCUGGAUCUUCAUCUGUUUUACCAUGGAGGAGCACAGCCAAGGAUUCUGAUUUGUGUUUACAAGUACGUCCUUGUGCUGAUCAUACACAGGCUGCAUAUGUAUGGGGCCGAGCAGUUGCUAUGGCUUCUGGCAACAUGUUUGAGAAGGAUCAACCUUUCAGUGAUCAAGGCUUGCUCGCAAGACAAAAUACUUUGCAGGAAAGUAAAGCGCCUGAUGUUUUUAUGCUGAAUCAGCUGGAGAAGAAGGAUGUUCUUUUCCAUUGUCGCCCAACUACUGGAAGUACAGAAUUUUGGCUCAGUGUGUGUGCUGAUGCUUCAAUCCUUCACACUGAACUAAAUGCUCCUGUUUAUGAUUGGAGAAUAUCUGUUAACUCCCCGUUGAAGUUGGAAAACCAACUUCCUUGUGCAGCGGAGUUCACAGUUUGGGAAAAUGCAAAAGAAGGGAGUUGCAUUGAGCGACAACAUGGUAUAGUCUCUUCACGCCAGAGUGUACAUGUAUAUUCAGCUGAUAUCCGUAAAGCUGUCUAUCUUACAUUGCUUCUCCAGGGUGGUUGGGUUCUUGAAAAGGAUCCUGCCCUUGUUCUGGAUCUUGGUUCCAGUGGCCACAUCUCAUCAUUCUGGAUGGUCCACCAACAAAGUAAAAGGAGACUGCGUGUGAGCAUUGAACGAGACUUGGGAGGAACCGUUUCAGCUCCCAAAACAAUUAGGUUAUUUGUGCCAUAUUGGAUCAUAAAUGAUUCAUCUCUACCGUUGGCAUAUCGAGUGGUAGAGAUUGAGCCAUUAGAGGCAGUUAAGUCUGCGAAAACUUCCUUUAAAAAUCCCACAAGCUCCAUGGAAAAGAGGCUAUUUGGCACAAAGAGAAACAUCCAAGUACUUGAAGUGAUUGAGGAUACCAGCCCAAUACCUAGCAUGCUUUCUCCUCAAGACUCUGCUGGCCAGAGAGGGAUUGUGUUAUUUCCAUCUCAAAAAGAUGCAUUUCUGUCCCCGCGAGUGGGCCUUGCAGUAGCUAUUCGUCAUUCUGAGAUCUAUGGUCCUGGGAUUUCUCUUCUUGAACUGGAAAAGAAGGAAAGGGUUGACAUCAAGGCAUUUGGUUCAGAUGGAUCUUAUUACAAGCUUUCAGCAUUAAUGAAGACCUCAGACAGAACAAAGCAAUGUGGUUCCCAGCUGGAGAAAUGGAUUCACCCUGCUGAUGCUCCAAAACCCUUUGGAUGGCACUCUUCUUCCGACAUUGAGCUGCUGAAGUUACGAGUGGAUGGAUACAAAUGGAGCUCUCCAUUUAGCAUUUGUAGUGAAGGAAUGAUGCGCAUCUCCUUGGAGAAAGAUUCAGGGGAUGAUCAGUUGCAGCUGAGGGUACAAGUAAGAAGUGACACAAAGAGGUCACGCUAUGAAGUUAUUUUCCGCCCGAACUCUUUGUCUAGUCCUUACAGGAUCGAAAAUCGUUCGUUGUUUUUACCCAUUCGCUUUCGGCAAGUGGAUGGUACCAGUGCUUCAUGGAAGCCUCUUUUUCCAAAUGCAGCUGCUUCUUUCUUAUGGGAAGACUUGGGUAGACCAAGAUUAUUGGAAAUUUUAAUUGAAGGGACAGAUUCGCCAAACUCAUUGAAAUACAAUAUUGAUGAGAUUCUUGAUCACCAACCCAAUCAUGCAGAGGGUCGUCCUGCUAGAGCAUUGCGUGUUACUGUAUUUAAGGAAGACAAAAUGAAUAUUGUCAGGAUCAGUGAUUGGAUGCCAGAAAAUGAACCUUCUUUGAUAAUUGGUAGAAGAGUCCAACCACCAUUAUCACAACUUUCUGGAAAUGACUCUCUACAACAGCAGUUGCCAUCCUCCACUGGUUGUGAAUUUCAUGUUGUUCUUGAGCUUGCUGAGCUUGGAAUAUCUGUCAUUGACCACACGCCUGAGGAAAUUUUAUAUCUCUCAGUCCAGAAUCUUCUUUUAGCAUAUUCUACUGGUUUGGGAUCUGGGUUUAGUAGGUUGAAGUUACGAAUGCAUGGAAUACAAAUGGAUAACCAGUUGCCGUUGACUCCAAUGCCAGUUCUCUUCAGGCCACAGAAAGUUGGGGAGGAUAGAGACUUUAUAUUGAAGUUUUUCAUGACAAUGCAAUCAAAUGGGUCUCUAGAUUUAUCUCUCUAUCCCUAUAUUGGUUUCACUGGACCUGAAAAUUCUGCCUUCUUAAUAAACAUUCAUGAGCUGAUCAUUUGGCGCCUUCAUGAGAUGUUCCAGCGGGUCAACCUCAGUAGGUUAUAUGAUACAAAGACAACCGCUGUGUCAGUUGAUCCAAUUAUUCAAAUUGGUGUUCUUAACAUCUCUGAAGUUCGAUUCAAAGUCUCAAUGGCUAUGUCACCUAGUCAAAGGCCAAGAGGAGUACUUGGGUUCUGUUCGUCCUUGAUGACUGCUUUGGGUAACACUGAGAAUAUGCCUGAUCUUCUUGGCCAACCUCUUCAACUGCUCUCUGGUGUUGAUAUAUUGGGCAAUGCAAGCAGUGCCCUUGGACAUAUGAGUAAAGGUGUGGCUGCCUUAUCAAUGGAUAAAAAAUUCAUCCAAAGUCGGCAGAGACAGGAAAACAAAGGUGUAGAGGACCUUGGUGAUGUCAUUAGGGAGGGAGGUGGAGCGCUAGCGAAAGGACUAUUUAGAGGAGUUACUGGCAUUCUAACAAAGCCUCUAGAAGGUGCAAAAAAUUCAGGCGUUGAGGGUUUUGUUCAGGGAGUUGGAAAAGGAAUAAUAGGUGCAGCUGCCCAGCCAGUCAGCGGGGUUUUGGAUCUUUUGUCAAAAACUACAGAAGGGGCCAAUGCUAUGAGAAUGAAGAUAGCAUCCGCCAUAACUUCAGAAGAACAACUGCUCCGCCGGAGGUUGCCUCGUGUUAUUGGUGGCGAUAAUUUGCUUCGACCUUACAAUGAGUACAAAGCCCAAGGACAGGUUAUUUUGCAGCUGGCAGAGUCAGGUUCAUUUUUCAGCCAGGUUGAUCUAUUUAAAGUGCGUGGGAAGUUUGCCUUAUCAGAUGCUUAUGAAGAUCACUUUAUGCUCCCUAAAUGCAAAAUCGUUGUGGUAACACAUCGAAGAGUCUUGCUGCUGCAACUACCAUCCAACAUUUUAGCUCAGAGGAAAUUCAGCCCGGCAAGGGAUCCGUGUUCAGUAUUGUGGUAUGUUCUAUGGGAUGACUUGUUGACCAUGGAAUUGACUCAUGGGAAGAAGGACCAACCAAAAGCUCCACCUUCACGUCUUAUUCUUUAUUCACGGAGUAAACCAACAGAGGCAAAGGAACAGGUUCGUGUGAUAAAAUGCAGCCAUGAGACAGAUCAGGCUCUGGAGGUCUACUCUUCAAUUGAGAGAGCAGUGAACACUUAUGGACGCAACCUGUCAAAGGAAAUGCUAAAAAAUAAAGUGAGAAAACCAUAUGCACCGAGUGCAGAUGUCACCAGACUUGAAGGAAUUUCAAAGGAACGGGAUUACAUCUGGUCUCCCCAACUGGUGCCUGAGUCGGUUCCUCUAAGUUAUACGACUGCUUUUGAAUGCUUAGAUUUUAGGCCAGAUGCCUCUGCAGUUUGGAAGAUGCAUACGCAGUCUUCUGCUGACGCUAUUGGAAAAUGGAACAUGGUUGCUCGUCUGAAGUGUAAUUUUACUGAUAUGAGAGGAAUCACCAAGGAAGACACAUCAUCAAUUUGA
Molecule: messenger RNA, 12606 nt
Organism: Dovyalis caffra
Lineage: Eukaryota; Viridiplantae; Streptophyta; Magnoliopsida; Malpighiales; Salicaceae
Source: the annotation of a GenBank genome assembly